This is a messenger RNA of Oncorhynchus masou masou (cherry salmon), 1284 nucleotides long. RefSeq names its product transcription factor MafA-like. Gene Ontology annotation, biological process: regulation of transcription by RNA polymerase II. Gene Ontology annotation, molecular function: RNA polymerase II cis-regulatory region sequence-specific DNA binding; DNA-binding transcription factor activity, RNA polymerase II-specific. Gene Ontology annotation, cellular component: nucleus. The record is from RefSeq and is a predicted model, not a curated record. Lineage: Eukaryota; Metazoa; Chordata; Actinopteri; Salmoniformes; Salmonidae.
AUGUCGUCUCCCUCUCGUCCCAUGCCCUCCCUCCCCCCCAGUCCACUGGCCAUGGAGUACCUCAAUGACUUUGACCUCCUCAAGUUUGAGGUGAAGCCUGACAGUCCUCCUCUUCCUCCCUCCUGUACGCUCCCCAAGUCUGGCCUCCCCCUCGAUCCCUCCAGUUCCCCCGGCCCCUACACCAACCACCCUCCCCAGGACUCCAGCCUCAGCUCCAGCCCAUACAACUCCCUGCCCCCCUCUCCAACGCUGAGCGAUGCCCACCCACCUCCCUCAGCCUCCUCCUCCCUCUCUUCUUCCUCCUCCUCCUCCAUCUCCUUUCCCCUGUCCAUCUCAAACAGCUACACCUCUGGCAUCAGUUCGGGCUCUCAGGGGAAUAUGGAGGGUAGCCCCUCCCAUGGGGGUGCCCAGGGUCCUAACCCUGCUUCUUUGGAAGACCUGAUCUGGCUGGCAGCACUGCAGCAACAGUUUGGAGGGGCCGGGGGGCCUGCAUCCUUGUUGGGGGCAUUGGGAGCAGGGCCAGAGCGGGGAGACAGAGAGAGGGGGCCGGUUGGCAGCUUCCUGGGCUGUGAGGACGCAGUGGAGGCUCUACUGAACUCAGCUGCUGCAGCUGUUAGCUCGCAGUUUCCAGUGCUUUCCCAGAGUUCCAGCAGUAACCUCGGGGAUUCAGGAAGUGACAGUGGAGGUGACAUCUCCUGCUCCAAGGGGACAGAUAUGUGCCACCGUCCACUCCUCUACCUCUCCUCUGGCCCCCAAUCACUCCCUAACGCCAACCCUUCCUCGGCAACAUACCCACAACCCCAGAGCCCCUCAGGCCGACUUCAUCACCAUCACCCACAUCAUCAUCAUCACCACCCUCACCACCCCAUGCAUGGCCAUCAUCUUCACCAUCAUCAUCACCUCCAAGUAAUUAAUGGGUGUGGUGGGGUGGAUGAACGUUUCUCGGACGAGCAGCUAGUGAGCCUGUCAGUGCGGGAGCUGAACAGACACCUGCGUGGCGUUAGUAAGGACGAGGUGGUGCGUCUCAAGCAGAAACGCCGUACGCUAAAGAACCGAGGCUACGCCCAGUCCUGCCGCUACAAACGCUUGCAGCACCGCCACGCACUGGAGUCCGAGAAGCACGUCCUCACACAACAGUUGGAACAACUACAGUGUGAGCUCUCUCGGGUGCUGAGAGAAAGGGACGCCUACAAGGCUCGCUAUGAGAAGCUCAUCAGUACAAACAAGGCUCAACCUACCCGCGCCAACAACUCCCCCUCACCACCCCCUGAUUACUUCCUCUGA